CUUUUUGUCAGGGCGGAAUUCGCGGUCAUAGCGAUUAACAGCAUCAGCAUACAUUGGGUUCAGGGUCAAGGCGUUAGAGGGCAAGAUAACCAUGUGGGCACCGGCGAGUGCGCACUUUAGUCUAUUAGACUGGUCUCCUCUUCUCCAUCGGGUCGGGUGGCUAUUAUCCAUGGGCGCACUUCAUGUGUCGUCUUUUUCUACUAUUUUGCAUAGGUAUAGGCAUGGGCAUAGGCAGGCUGGGGACUGGGUGGUUUGCUUUGUUAUCACCACUCGAACUUGUCGUCUGGUGUUUUCUUUGUUAUCCAUCAUCUGUGUACCAACCAAUAUACUCCACUCCAUGGGGACACAUGUGUAUGCUUACGACGAUCGCUUUUCAUAAGAGAUUGGUGGCUAUAAAUAACAUGCUCGUCUACCUCCACUAUACUUCAUUUGAAAUUGGACCCUGGUGAAAUCAGCCUACCCAAGAGAAUUGUACAGUGAUGUGAGACAACAACAACGCAUAUAAGGACAAGCCUAGAGGUCGA
Dothidotthia symphoricarpi CBS 119687 is the source of this 524-nucleotide messenger RNA. RefSeq lists its product as uncharacterized. The transcript has a single exon. The coding region runs from base 92 to 379 and encodes 95 amino acids. NCBI's taxonomy places the organism in Eukaryota, Fungi, Ascomycota, Dothideomycetes, Pleosporales, Dothidotthiaceae. The record is from RefSeq and is a predicted model, not a curated record.